Messenger RNA from Aureobasidium musti, 3408 nucleotides. The record is from the annotation of a GenBank genome assembly. Lineage: Eukaryota; Fungi; Ascomycota; Dothideomycetes; Dothideales; Saccotheciaceae.
AUGUCUGGUCCUGGAGAGUCUUUCGACCCGGUCUAUGCCGCUCUCUCAUCUGGAAAUGGAGAGAUAGCGAGCAUGAUCCUUGAAAAAGGUUACAAAUUCUCGUCUCAACAAAGAUUCGAUGAGUGUCUCAACCUGGCAGCGUUCAAAGGUUAUGUUGAUCUAAUGCUGUCUAUGCUUCAAGGUAUCAACUCUGUAUUCAGCCCAAAGCAAGCCCACGAUGUUUUACAGGUCGCACUUUAUGGUCGAAAUGAGCGAGAAGUGAAUGCUUUGAUCACUGGCUAUGCGGACAUCAAUGCACAAACCGGAUACUUCGGCAACGCUCUACACGCUGCUAUCUGUGGUGGGAGUCUCAACCUCGUCCAAUAUGUACUUGCUCAGGGGGCGGAUGUGCAUACUCGAGGUCGAUUUGGGUAUCCCCUGCGCGCUGCAGUCGCUUUCGGUCACGAGGAAAUCGUGCAAUGGCUUCUUACCGAUAAAGAAUUAGACCCUAAUGUUCAAGACGAAGAGCUUGGGGAUUGUCUCCAGACAGCUGCCUCAAAAGGCUAUCUCGCGAUCAUGACGCUACUUCUUGAUCAAGGGGCUGAUCUAUGGCGUGAGAGCUGGUCGGACGAAGCAGGGCCACUUGAAGCUGCUGCUUUGACGGGAAAUCUAUCCCUCGUACGGCUUCUGAUUGAUAAAGGAACUCCCAUUGACUGCAAGUCGUGGGACGGAGGGGAACCUGGUUUUGGAGGAUGCGGAUUUACUGCAUUGCAGGUCGCUGCACGUUAUGGCCAUGUUGAAGUUGUAGAAUGCCUUCUGGAUGCAGGUGCAAACCUGGACAUGUCCAGCAGAUGUUUUGCCAGUCCCUUGCACGCCGCUAUUAAAGGCUUAAACUUCUCGCUCGCCUGGAAGUUUCUGGAGAAAGGAGCCAAAAUCGACAAAUUCUGGGGACCUCGCUAUGGCACUUGCCUUCAGAUCUGCUCUGACCAAGGUAAUCUAGCUGGAGUGAAGUUCCUAAUUGACAGUGGAGCCAACGUUAAUGGUCCUCAUGGCCUCAAUGGCACUGCACUGCAACUCAGUUCCGAUGGAGGCCAUUUCGAAGUUGUUGAACUCUUGAUCUCUCAUAAUGCCGAUCUGGAAGCUCAUGGCGAGUUAGGUACUGCGUUGCAGGCUGCGGCGGCAAAGGGCCACUUAGGUGUUGUCCAUCUCUUACUUGAGCAUGGUGCUGAAGUCAAUACCAAGCAUGGACCCAAUGGCUCAGCACUUCAUGCAGCGAGCACUGAUACGCGGGAUAAGCUUGACAUUGUCCAGGUAUUGUUAGAAGCUGGUGCACACGUCAACGACCUGGACGCCGAGCUCAGGACCCCUCUUUAUCUGGCAGCUUAUCUCGGGAACCAUGCUAUAGCCGAGAGCCUCCUAGAAAAGGGUGCUGAUGUUCUUCCCAAGUCAUCUCUCGACCAUUCAAGAAAACUGCAAAACACUGUUGGACCUCGCCGAAGCAAUAACACCAGAGGAUCACACAAAAUGACUUCUCCGUCGAUGACCGCUAACUUCCAGGGCCAUACAGAGAUGACUCGCUCGAACGUUUCGACUUUACCCAAGAUACCUAUUUCAGCUGCCAUCUCCCAAGGUCAUGCAAACAUAGCUCGCUUGUUGUUCAGGAGAGAUUCGAAGCACUACCUGGACCUUGAAUGUCUGCAGUCAGAUCUAGGUCACGCGUCACGAAAACAACACACAGAUCUCGAGAAUUUGUUAUCUGAGAUACAGAUGUGGCAUGCAUGUGAGCAGGGCGAUGUUCCACUUCUUCAAAGACUUCUGGAUAAAGGCCUGGAUGCCAACACGUUUAUCAUAAGAUCCCAGACGUUACUGGACGUCGCCGCGAAGGCUGGCCAUACACUCGUUGCACAAACACUUCUCGAUCAUGGAUUCGACAAGGGAGGUCUAAAUCAGGCAUGCCAAACUGUGAUCAGAGCGCUUUCGGACCGAGUCACGUACGAUGGCUUCACUAAGCCAAAAUGUGUGCGGAAGUCGAGGUAUAUCGAUGUUUUGAAGCUGUUUAUCACCCUGGACCAGAAUCUGAAGAUAGAUGAUGAAUCCGAGGAGCCAUUGAUCAGGGCCAUUGCGCAGUCUGGAGACACCGAAACGCUUGUGCUGUUAUUCCACGGUCGGCCUGCUCUUGCUGAGCAGCAGGGCAGGAUACUACGAUCACUCGUCGCGUUUGGUCAAGCUAAUCCCUCUCGCGUCUCCAUGGUACGCCACAUACUCGAGCUUGAAUACAUGGGGGAUGACUAUCUCGCGAGAUGUGGAGACGCUCUAGUUGCUGCAGCCCGCCAGGGAUCUCAAGAGAUAUUGAGUAUACUCGUGGCAGCUUCGCCGUCUACGCAGACACUGGGUAGAUUAACCCACUCUCUUUUCAGCUCGGUUCUCGAACCACUUCGAGAAGCAUACGCUGUAGAGUUACAGAAGGCCGUAAACCACAGAGACCAUGUCCACUCUGGUUGGCAUACUCGAGGACUCGUCAUGCAUCUGGAAAACCUGGUACCCAAGGACUUUCCAAACACUACGCUCGAUAUGUUGCACUUCCUGCUCGGCACUUUGGAAGAGAUCGAGGAAAGAACUACCCAGACUCGCAAAGCUAUCCUGUACCAUGCAGCUAAGCAGAAUCAGCACGGUCAAUUCAGGAUCGAAGGUCUUGACAAACUAUUGUUAUAUUCGGUGCAGACCUUUCUGGAUGACGGUAUGACGGAUUUGCUUCUUGCAGAAGGCGCCGAUCCUAACGCCACAACACCGGCGGGGUUGUCGGCUCUACACUUGUCUCUGAUCAAAGACCCAUAUAUAUGGUUGUCAGAACCCACAGACACAGGCAGAGUUCACUUUUAUGGCGUCCAAAACCUGCCAGUUGACCGGAUUGUGGGCUCAAUCAACUGUCUUUUGCAGAACGGUGCCGAUAUAGAUGCUACACACCCGAUCGCGGGCACUCCCUUGCAACUCGCGAUUCAACUACGCUGCCACUCCGCCAUCGUUGAAGCCCUAAUCGUCGCAGGAGCAGACAUAAGCGGCCAAGCAGGCUGCUACGGCACUAUUCCCACCGAGAAUAUCGCCAACAAGGAACUACGACCUUGUCUCAAGUCAGGCCAUAGUAUGUUGGAGCGCACCAAAGUUCUGCUGGACCAUGGUGCACCAGUCAAUACCUCGAUUGGGUAUUUUGGAAACGCGUUACAAGCAGCUGCGUAUGUGGGUAGUAUGGAAGCAGUGCAGCUUUUGUUGCAAAAAGGCGCAGAUGUCAAUGCAAGAGGUGGCAGAUAUGGUAGCGCAGUUCAGGCGGCUAAGGCGGCUGGUCACAUGAAGAUUGCAGAGGCACUUGAGGAUGCUGGUGCGCAGGAGCUUGAUUGGGAGAAAGAGACGGUCUUUGGCAACGAUAAUAUAUAG